This is a messenger RNA of Racocetra fulgida, 1581 nucleotides long. The record is from the annotation of a GenBank genome assembly. Lineage: Eukaryota; Fungi; Glomeromycota; Glomeromycetes; Diversisporales; Gigasporaceae.
AUGUGCGAGAAGUUUGUUAUGGACGAAGAAGGAAAAAUCAGCUCGAAAUAUGAUAUAUCGGGAAAUGUUGAAUUUGGAAGAUGGGUAGAUCAACCCGAAAAACUUGAGCAAAUAACGAGAGAAUUAUUGGAAGCAAUAUCGCCGAAAUAUAAAUUAUUCAUAAAAGAUGGAGAGCCACAGGUAAAUGAGGGGUCUUACGUAUGUGAAGUAAUUGCUCCGCUGAUAAAUAUUGCGAUGAAUGAUUUACCCGGGCAUCCAUUAGCAUGGGCUAGUGCGGUAAGGAAGGGUUCGCAAAAAAUUGCACGAAGACCAGAUUAUAUGUUACUAACUCAUUUGGGGAAAAAUGCGAAGCUUGAAAUUUCUUAUUUAGAAACUGGUCGGCCGAAUUCAACUUUAAUUAAACGAGUACGGGAUCAUAAAAAAUUGGCUCGAUUUUCUAAAGAUUCAAUUGAUACUACAAGAAGUGUUUCUAACCUUCAAAGAAUAUUUAGCCGAUCAAUUACAAGGCAACAACUAGCAAUAUUUACGGUUAAUGUUGCAGAUCUUAGUGCCGAAGAAAGUCCAAAAACGGUUGAAAGCGAAAAUAUAAAAUUAAAACAAUCUUUUAAAGAAUAUGCGGUACUAAAGAUCCGAUUUGAAGAGCUAGAAAAGAAAAAUAAAGCAGAUACUGACAACCUCACUGCUGAAAAUAUUAAGCUUAAAGAUAAAGUUACGAAAUUGGAACAAAUUCAAACAUAUAAUGUUAAUAAAAAACAUAUUGCUAAAUUGAACAACAAUAUCAAGAAAAUUAAACAGAUAAGUAUACUCCUCCCAGAAGAACAAUAUUCGGCUAAUAUCAAUGCUUCCUGUGAAAUAAACUCUGAGAGUAACUUUAAACAAAUAGACUCACGAUAUGGUAAUACUUUUGCAUCUGAUAUAACUGAUAAUACUUCAAAUUCUGAUGAACCUGAUGGUGCUUUUUCAAAUAUAUCUGAAAAUGUAUUUGAUACUGCUUCAAAUCCUAAUGUAUGUCAGGAAACAGUGACUCAAUACUCUGCAUCAAUUUGUAUGGAAACUAAAUCUUCAGAAGAUAAAGAGAUCGAAAAAUUUCUAGAUCAGGUGCAUAAAGAAAACAGUAAUAAAAUAAGAGAAAGAAAUCAGAAAAAGAAACUUCAGAGUCAAGGAUCAGUACAAAAUGCUUCUGAUAUACAAAAUAAGAUAAAUCUGGUUAUUGAUCAAGCACAAAAUUCUGAAGUAAAAAUUCCAUAUAAUAAAAAAGUCGAGCAAGACUUAAAGCAUGACUUAUCUUUGUUCAUUAAAGAUAUUAAUAAUAACGAGGACAAAUCUUUACCGGAGACUAAGGUAAGUGCAUCGUCUAAUCCAAUCCAUGAUUAUAUUUAUUUUUGUAAUAAAAUAUUAGAACAAUAUCCUAAUUUAUAUAAAGAGUGUAGUGAUAGAAAUGAUGAUUAUUACAGAAUUACUGACAAUACAUUAUGUUUACUAUGCAGAUUAAAUUAUAGUGAUGAUGACAUAGAAGGAGAAUAUAAAAAUAGAACUUACUAUAUUAAAUGUAAACCCUGCAUAGUUCAAAUAACUGCAUAA